This is a messenger RNA of Pectinophora gossypiella (pink bollworm), 393 nucleotides long. RefSeq names its product succinate dehydrogenase assembly factor 4, mitochondrial-like. The transcript is spliced from 2 exons. Lineage: Eukaryota; Metazoa; Arthropoda; Insecta; Lepidoptera; Gelechiidae. Gene Ontology annotation, biological process: mitochondrial respiratory chain complex II assembly. The record is from RefSeq and is a predicted model, not a curated record. Gene Ontology annotation, cellular component: mitochondrion. Bases 1 to 393 code for a protein of 130 amino acids.
AUGAUGCGUAUGACAACUGUGAACGCUAUUAAACUGGCCUACAACCAUCCAUACAUCGGUGCCUUAAUAUGUCGCAGUAUCUCGUGUUCACCUACACACGCAGCGAUGGAUACUAAAGAAGACCCAGAGUUUGAUGAGGAAACCUUCCAAGCACCUAAGGGCCCCAUCAGAGUUGAUUCUGAACGAAUGGCAGAGUUCAAGAAAAAGAUGAAGGAGGAUAUGGUGGCUACUGAUUUUAACAGGUACAAUUUGAUGGUCACCAAAGAGAAUGACCCGCUGCCUCCGUGGCCAAAUAACGUGAACCCUCACACUGGAGAGGUCGGAGGCCCAAAGGGACCAGAGCCGACCAGAUACGGAGAUUGGGAGAGGAAAGGCAUCUGUGUUGAUUUUUGA